Messenger RNA from Panicum virgatum (switchgrass), 1938 nucleotides. RefSeq names its product lipoamide acyltransferase component of branched-chain alpha-keto acid dehydrogenase complex, mitochondrial-like. Gene Ontology annotation, molecular function: lipoic acid binding; acetyltransferase activity. The transcript has 8 exons. Gene Ontology annotation, cellular component: cytoplasm; mitochondrion. The record is from RefSeq and is a predicted model, not a curated record. Lineage: Eukaryota; Viridiplantae; Streptophyta; Magnoliopsida; Poales; Poaceae. Bases 161 to 1720 code for a protein of 519 amino acids.
AUUGCAAACUAAACUAAACAACCACCACCGUGCCAACCAAUCCAAAACCCCAACUCCCAGAUUGUUCUUCGUUCACCGUAAGCGAUCCAGCGCCUCCUCCUCAGCGAGCGAGCGACUGACGAGACGAGACGGAGACGUAACCUCGCCUCGCCUCCCCCGCAUGGCGUGGGCGCGCCUCGCCUCCCGCUGCCGCCUCCGCCGGGCCGCCGCCGCCGCCUCCGCCGUCGGCAGAGGCCCACGCGCCCCGCCCGCGCCGCCUCCGCUGCCGCAGGCGGGACACGCGGCCCUCGCGGAGCCGCCGCUCAGGCGGGUCCUCCGCCUCCCCCAACUCCACUCCGCCGCCGCCGCGUCCUCGGCGCCGCACGCGCGGCUGCGAGGUGACCGGUGGCAGCGCCUGGGGCCCGCGAGGAGGUGGCUCGCCAGCGACGCCUCCGCGGCGCCGGCGGGGGAGGCGGCUGAGCUGGUGGAGGUGCCGCUGGCGCAGACCGGGGAAGGCAUCGCCGAGUGCGAGCUGCUGCGCUGGUUCGUCGCCGAGGGUGACCAAGUAGAUGAAUUCCAGCCACUCUGUGAAGUACAGAGUGACAAAGCAACUAUCGAGAUAACAAGUCGUUUCAAAGGAAAAGUACAUCAGAUUCACUUUGGCCCUGGUGACAUAGUGAAGGUUGGUGAAACUUUACUGAAAAUGAUUGUGGGUGACAGCCAAAUUGUAUCUCCAGAUAGCAUAUUUCCAUCCGCUGAUAAGUCACUUGGAGUAGAGUCUGCGGUUCCUUCAAGUGAAGGCAAUGUUCCUAGUGGAACACUCUCUACACCAGCUGUUAGGCAUCUAGCGAAGCAGUAUGGACUCAACAUAAAUGAAAUUGUUGGAACAGGGAAAGAUGGUAGGGUUUUGAAAGAAGAUGUGUUGAACUAUGCUGUUAACAAGGGUCUUUGUGAAGAACAAUCAUCAUCGUUGGAAGAGAACAUUGGUCAAGUUGAGUUACCGGAGGAAAAGAAAUCAUUAUCCGACAUGCACUUGUAUGAAGAUAAGAAAAUUCUUCUCAGGGGAUACCAGAGAGCAAUGGUCAAAUCAAUGAGCCUGGCUGCAAAAGUUCCACAUUUUCAUUAUCUGGAGGAAAUAAAUUGUGAUUCUCUUGUGCAACUGAAGACCAGAUUUCAAAAUGAGAACAAAGAUAACACUAUCAAGCACACAUUCCUUCCGUUCCUCAUAAAGUCACUUUCUAUGGCACUGAGUAAAUAUCCUAUGUUGAACAGCUCUUUCAUUGAAGAAACCAAUGAAGUUGUGUUGAAAGGAUCCCAUAACAUUGGGAUAGCAAUGGCUACAGCGCAUGGUUUAGUCGUGCCAAACAUCAAGAAAGUGCAAUCACUAUCAAUAUUGGAGAUCACAAAGGAAUUGGUGCGGUUGCAUGAGAUGGCAUCACACAACAGGCUAAGCACUGCAGAUAUUGAAGGUGGCACCAUAACACUUAGCAACAUAGGCGCCAUUGGUGGCAAGUUCGGCUCACCACUUCUGAACCUGCCUGAAGUUGCCAUCAUUGCCCUGGGGCGCAUUCAGAAACUUCCUCGCUUUGAUGAUGACGAAAAUGUUUACUCUUCAUCCAUAAUCAAUGUUACUGUUGGAGCCGAUCACCGAGUUGUUGAUGGGGCCAUGGUUGCAAGAUUCUGCAAUGAGUGGAAGGGCCUCGUGGAGAAGCCAGAGCUGCUCUUGCUGCAUAUGCGAUGAUCCAGUAAGAUACCUGAUGCGAGGGGAUUGCCCAGAAUUUGUAAAGAUGGGCUGAAAUGAAGGCAUUCCGGCAUCGCAACUUCACACCAUAAGCCAAUGUAGGCAGUCACUCACGUAUGUAUACAAAUAAGACGUCGCCUGCAAAUACUGGACUCGCAUCAUGUACAUGACCGUACACCUUUGCAAUAAAAAUGGGGGAUUUUUAUUUCAGAGUAUAA